Messenger RNA from Cladophialophora bantiana CBS 173.52, 711 nucleotides. RefSeq lists its product as uncharacterized. The transcript is spliced from 3 exons. Lineage: Eukaryota; Fungi; Ascomycota; Eurotiomycetes; Chaetothyriales; Herpotrichiellaceae. The coding region runs from base 1 to 711 and encodes 236 amino acids. The record is from RefSeq and is a predicted model, not a curated record.
AUGUCCAUGUCUCUCGCCUACGCGGCCACCUUUGCCUCGCCUCGUUCACAAGCAAGCACCACGCCCUGUGUUGAGACAGACACUAGUACUGCCGCGAGCGACACCGUCAUCACUGUAGCCAACACUCUGACCGCCAUCGUCACCGCAUCCCGUCCAACUACUCCGGUCUCAAGUUCUUCCCCCGUUGGCCUACUGACCACUCCAACCUCGUGGCUCACCGUCAUGGCUUCGCGAAUUAGCUCGCCAAUCCACCUUCUGCCUAUGAACGCUGCCGGCUAUCGUUUCUUCCUUGGAGGAGAGACCGUGUCAUACUGUCCAACUGACGUUGAAGAGACUGGAGAUUGUCCAGCUGGAAACCAGACCGUGCUCUCUCCUUGUGCGAUGGGCGCUCUUGUUCCCGGCGGACAAUAUUUAUAUGUGACCCCUAACGGCGAGGUCGGAUACACUCAAGCGCAUUCGACUUUCAUGCCAGAAGGAUCAGUCCAGUGUCCUUUCACCUACUCGAAGGCCCCAGGGGCGACAAUUGGACGAUUGGGUUUGAGGACAUUCGGAGCGUCGGGUUUAAUUGCAUGUCCUACAUACGGAGGGGCCUGGCAAGUCUUCGCAGACCUGAAAAAUAUAACCGCCCCUAGAGGAAGUGUAUCACAGUGCCUAGGGUUCGAUCCUUUGGCUCUUGAUGCACCCGACAUUGGGGCAUGGCAAUACACCUGA